Molecule: messenger RNA, 8771 nt
Organism: Passer domesticus (house sparrow)
Lineage: Eukaryota; Metazoa; Chordata; Aves; Passeriformes; Passeridae
Gene: SFI1
Product: SFI1 centrin binding protein
Exons: 30
Coding region: 670-4110 (1146 amino acids)
Molecular function (GO): phosphatase binding
Source: RefSeq, a predicted model, not a curated record
GGGGGUGGUGGGGUUCUAUCACACCAUAACCAGUGCUUAUAGAAGAAUCCAGUUUGGAUCUCACACUUAAAAGGAGACGCCUGGCCAUAAUUCCAGGUGCUCUCACAAAGUCAGACUCUUCCCAGGAAUUUGCAGGGUUCCAUGCUUGGAGAACUUCUUGCUGGAGCUGGGUGGAACUCAUUGUUUUCUUCAUUUCGUGCUUGUGAAGGAGAGGAAUAUAGUAUUAAAAAAAAAAAAAGUGAAAAGGAAUCAUCUGCUGAUGGUGUCACCCUUGGUUAUUAAUUUAUUUUUAAGUAGGGGCACAUAACUUGGAGUAGUUUACUUUUUACAGCACCUUUCUAGCACAUUUUUUGUUUAGGGGGCAGAAUUGCUGCCUUAGGAUUCAAAUAGUUAUAACUUUAUUACCAUUAGAUUAAGUCAGCACAGUGUUGCUAAGUGAGAUGCAAAAGCUUUUCAUGUUAAACAUCUGGAAUUGCAUUGUGAUGUUUGAAUGCAGCGUAAGUCUGAGUGGAAAUCUUGUCAUUUUUAUGAUACAGACUGCAUUUAGUGCAGAUCCAUGUGCUGGACUCAUCACAAGUGACAGGCACCAGUUAAUGCUUUGUCCAAAGUUAAUAAACAGCACUGCAGAGCAGAGAGUGCAUUUGUACUGCAGGCUUGGAACUACAGUAAAUGGAGAAAUUCAGGAGCAGUUCAAAAUCCCUGAAGAUGGAUGAGAUCCAGCAACCACCCGAGCACCAAGUUCAUGCAGCUGGACAAUCUGCUGCUCCCCAGUCUGCCACACAUGAAUUUCAGGACAGAGGUCACAACAAGCCAGGUCAAGAUGGGUGUACCCAGAGUCAAAGAAGAAUGGUAAAAAAAUUCCAAAGCAGAUACCUAGCAAGGAAGUUUUUCUAUCAGUGGGCAAAAAUAACAUUUGGACAAGUUCUCCCUUCCAAAGCCAGAUGUUUUUAUGAACAGAAGAUUCUUCAAAAAACGUUUGGAGAGUGGAAGGAGCAGUGGACACUUUGCAGAGAAAGGGAGCUCAACCUCAAAGCAGACAACCAUCACAGGCAUUUACUCCUUAAUUUGAUAUUCAAGGCUUGGAGAGCCUAUGUAUGCCAACAGCAAGGAAAGAGGAGCAAGUAUUCUGUUGCAGAGUCUCAUGCAAAGAAGCAAACUCUGCUCAGGACCUGGCAGCACUGGCUGGUUUAUGUUGAUGUUCAAAGGACAAAACAGGGGAUGCAGUCUGUGGCACUGGCAUUCAGGACAAGAAGCUGUUUGCGCAUUUCAUGGGCACUGUGGAGAAGACAGCAUUACCAGAAAUGCUCUGGACAUAAAAUGAAUAUUUUGGCUCUGCAGCAUUGGGCCCAGAGCCUGCAAUUUCGAGCUUGGUUGCAGUGGCGAGAGCUGUAUUCACACAGCCAGAAUGAAAAGCAGAAGGACACCAGGGCAGUAACUCACCAUCAGCACUGGGAGCUGAGGAGGUGCAUGGGAGCAUGGCUGGGAUACCUGAACCUCCACAGAGCAAAGAAAUGCCAGAAUGAGCUGGCCCAAGAGUUUCACCGAAGCAGGAUGCUCCGGAGGUGCUUCUCUGAUUGGCAGCUGUCAUGGGAGUGCAGGAGAAGAAUGCAUGCUCAUGGAAGGGACCUGGAAAAACAAGCAGCAAGGAUUGCCUUAUGGAGAGCCUUUGCACACUGGAAGCAUUAUGUUGUGCUGUGUGUGGAAGAGGCUCAGCAGUGUGAGCUGGCUGAAAAGCACUACAAGUGUCACCUGUUGGAACUUGGCCUUAAGGGUCUUCGUCAGAACGUCCUGGACACUCGUCUUCAGAGAAUGAGAACAAAUCUCUCAUCCUGUCAGCAUCGAGUUACAGUGCUGCAGAAGUACUGGAACCGUUGGAAGUCCCGUUUGGAAGAGAAGGAGGAGGAACAGCAGCAGGCCUUAACAGCAGUGGCUCAUGCCCGUUACAGGAGGGUGUUGAUGAGACAGGUAUUUGACACAUGGUGGCUGAAGGCCAGAAAGCUGCAAGAAUAUCGAAUGGAAGAGAAGAGGGCUGUCCUCCAUUUCGAAGGGCAGCUCUUGCGCUGCUCCUGGUGCUGCUGGCGGAGGAGAACAGCUGCACGUUUGGAGGAGCAGGAGGCCUUGGUUCGUGCAGGAGAUCACUACAGGAACCAGCUGCUGCUAAAGGCCUUCUGUCUCUGGAAACAAAAGACUCAGGAGAAAGAAACAGAGAGGCUCAAGGAGACAGAAGCAUUAAGAUUUCACUGUUCAAAGUGUCUGCAGCAGACUUGGAACAAGUGGAGAGAGUAUGUGGGACACCAGCGUGAGAAAUGGAGGAAGCUGGUGCAAGCAGACCUGCACUAUGGACGUGUGCUGCUGGGCAAGACCUUGGCAGCUUGGAAGAUUUACCAACAAAACAUGCAGUGCAUUCUGUAUGAAGUAGCUGAGAAGGAAAAACAGCACACUCGACUGCUGCUGCGACAGGUGGUGUGUACGUGGAGAGAAAAUGCUCUUGCUCUUAUACAUGAAUCUGAGGCAACUACUCGGGCAGAUGAGCACUACAGGAGAGCAAUCCUGUCAAAGGUGCUGCUGCAGUGGAGAGACACUGCCUGGCUACGAGCGUGUCACCGCCACCUGAAGGUGACAGCUGUGGUGGAGGCCAGAAAACAGCUGGAUUUAGUGCGUUUACAGAGCCUGUUUCUGCACUGGAAGGAAUUAAUGAGGGAUUCUCUGAUGCUGAGGGCUCAGCACCACAGGGCAGUGCAGCACCACCAGCAGCACCUGCUCCAGAAGUACCUGGUGAAAUGGAAAAAUUAUCAUCAGCAGUGCCUUGGGAAAAAGUUGCUGCAGAGGAGGGGAGAUGAACUAAUGACUCAUAGACUUUGCUCUGCUUCCUUCUCUUGCUGGAAAACUCGGCUGUUGCAGCUGCAAUGGGAAAAGCAGAGGACAGUGCAAGCAUUGUGGCACUGGUCCCUUUCAGUGCAGAGAAAGGUAUUUGAUGCUUGGCUCAGGUUUGCCAAGAGGCAGCAGGAGAAGAAAGAUGGCAUUGAAAAAGUCACAGGAAUUCACCACACAACUCCUUUGAGAGAAGGUGUAACCUGUGCCUUGAGAAACACUGCUGGCAUCAAACAGCUGCAGGGACAGCUCCAUACUCAGCCCCAGCUGGAGAAGCAAGUGACAUUUAAAAGGCCUGAUAUUAGUCCUGAGACAAGAGGACAUUCAUCAGAGGAAGAGCUGUGGCCUUCAAAAUGCAGACAUCUACCACUUCACCCUGCUGAGGGGGUCUCACUUCUGCAUAGCCUAAAUGCCAUUCAACAAGCCAGGUUACCACCACGGAAGCCUGACUUCCCUCUGGAAUCUCUAGAAAGCAAGGAACUGCUGGGACCUCCUUUUACUAGGUCAGAGGUGCCCUUUCAGCAAAUAUCUGUGAAUAAAUGUCCUGCACAGACUGGCAACUUAAUGCUGACACCUCACAUGGAAGAAAGCACCUGUAAAUGUCUGUCUCAGAUGGACAGUGCUGCUCAUCCCCAUCCCUCUCUCACUUGUGCUUCUCUCCCCCUGUGGACACAGGACAAGCACAGAGCUGGGCAGGGGCCAGAGCUGUGGUCUCCUGCAUCUUUCGUGUCCCACAUGAAAGCUGGCUCAGAAGAGAGAGGAGGUCAGCCUGCCAGUGGUCACAAAGGAGCCCAUUCCCAGAACUUGCAACAGAAUUCUGUGGAGAAGAAGUUGGCACCAAAUUUGCAGCCACAUUUGCUGUCAUCUGAAGACUUGGUGGGAAAAGGGAGUCACCAGACUGCAGCUGAAGGGGAAAAGAGAGAACACAGUUCCAGAGAAGAAAUGAUGCUGGAGAGAAAGGUGGAAGUUGAACUCUGGCAUAUCCAGCAGCAGAUGCAGUACUACUACAGCAGGAAGCAGGAACUCAAGUGCUGUCAGCAGCAGGCACAGAUUCUGCAGCAGUGGCUGGAGAUGAGCAAGCAAGCAGGAGCCCAAGAUGGUGUGCAAGGAGUUCAGGAAGAAUUGGGUCAGCUGCAGGUGAGGAUCAAUGCUCUCACCAAAGCACAGCUGGCUGACAGACAUCACGUGCAGGCCCUGCUUGCCCGCCUGCGAGAUAUCCAGCUUGCCCUGGAUCUGUAGUGCACCUUCCAGCUUCUCAGCUCAGGGGUAGGACUUUUUGCCCCCCUUCAUAGCAGGGGACAAUGGAAGAGAUGUAUCCCUUCACUUAGUUCUAUGUAUGGAAUUUAUAUUUGAUAAAUUAAGUGAAAAUAAUUUUGCUUUUUUAUUGUUACUCUAGCUGAUCAAAACCAAACUGGAGCUACAUCUACCUCAUGCUGCACUUGCAAUACCUAGUUUAGGUUGCCUGUCAUGCCACAAAGAUAAGCAACACAGAUAAGACUCUUUAUUUCAAAAUGUUUGCAAUUAAAUGAGUUCAUGUCAGUAAGUCAUACACUUUGACAUACAAAAAUACCGUGCUACUGAUACAGUUGAAUUAAACGGAUUCUCCAUGCAGGAGAAAUUCACAGCAUUAUCAGUACCCUCGAGGAACUUUUUCACUCCUGGGGUGCAUUGCUGGCCCCUGCAUCACAAGCAAUGUUGGUUUAUUAGCUUGCUCUGCACAGUAUUAAAACCAUCAUAACAACAGCCACUUGCAUGCUGAAUCCUCUCUUCUGAGAUUUCUAAUAAAGCAAACAUCAAGCAACUCAUCCUCCAUCACUAGGCUAAUAUUUACCUUCACAUACUAUAGAUGAUGCUGCUGAGUAGGAAGAAAUUAAAGCUUAAACUUCCUUUGGCUCUGUCUGGAUGUCACAGACCUCAGUGGAAAAGAAAGAAAAUAUUCAGUUGUCUUUUUCUCUCAUCCACUGGAACAAAUUUGCUUUCUCUUGUUAACAUGACAUUGAAAUUGAAUCAAAAAGCUGAACCUAACUUUAUCCUCUUGGUGCUGAUAUUUGCCUUUAUCUUUUCUCAUUCUCAAAGAUUUAAAAAGACUUUUAUCUGAUACCAUACUGCUGCAGGAGUAAACUUGCUAAUACCAAGAAUUUUAACAAGAUAGGUGGCUGAGAGCCACUUCAAGCUUUCAAACUCCUCCCUGUGUAAAGUGAGGAAACACUGACUCCUGGAGCCAAAUGAAUUUUCUCCUGCUUGUCACCCAAACAGCCACCCUCAUCUGACUCAUGCCUGGGAUGCAUCACUUAGAGGCAGUUUAUCGUCCCUUCCUUGCCGAUGACAAGCUAAGCAUACAGGACUUGGCAAACUGGACAUUUGUACAACAAAAUUAUAUUCUGUCUUCUGCAGUGCAUACAAAAAAGGGUUUCUUUAGGAGAUCAGAGCUCGUCAAAGCCUCUCAUCUCCUUGAAGUAGCAGAAAAGAGCUCAAGCAAGGAAGUAAUAGGAGAAAUCUUUCAGAAAGCACAAAGGCAGGUUUCAUAAGUGUGUCCACUCCAACAAGCUCUGGAUAGCAAAAUCAGUUCUAAGUGUUUGAGUGCUGGGACUUGAAACAGUUUAUUCUCAACAAACAAUGUAUACAUCGCUUUAAAACUCAAUUCCUCUUCACUCUGGCAGUGGUUUUUAUCAGUGCCACAUGCAGUAGAUCCAAGGUGUUAGAUUUUAACUCUUCUUGAUGUGAAGUCACAAAGAGGCUUUAAAAUUUUACAGCACAGAUUUCAGCCCCCAGCACAUUCCUAGCAUUAAGUAUGAGGGUACAAGUCAGAGCCAGUGUGGUUUUUUGUUUUGUAUUUUGAAUAAGAUGAAGUUGUUGCCCAGUCAAGGGAGGGCCAGACUGGUACCUGGGAAGCAACAUGGGAUUUCUUUAAAAAGCCAUAAAUAUUUUAAACACAGUCAGUGCAUAGGCAUAGGGCAUUUCACUCUCUACAAUAAAAAUUGGUCCUGAAGUAGCUGAAGCUGUCCUUUAACAGAGGAACUAAUUCUUCAAUAAUUUAGUGAUAAAGUAACAAGAUACAUAGCAGAAAGAAAAAGCAUACUUUAGUUGCCAUCACAUCACCCAGCAAAAAUAUGCCCUGUGUCUUCUAACUCCUUAAUCCAAGAGAUGAUGUUAACUGUCUUUCAUAAAGACAAAAACUUUAAGGCCUGGAGUAACAAAAUAAAACAAACAAAACAAUGGAUUAGGAAGAGGACACAGAGCUUUGUCUGUCUUUAAAAAAAAUAAGAAAGAAAGAAAAUCGCAAUAUGACAAGUUCUGUUGUCUGGAAUGUAGACACUGUUUUCAGGUUUAAAAUACAGUCAAAAGCCCAUUUUUAAAGGGACAAUGUCAGACAAAAGAACUAAAGUUGUCUAAUAGUACAAAACUCAGGAUGAGGGAUGAGUGUCACUCAUUGUACUGACUGACUGUUAAACAUAUUGCUUUGUUUGGGCCAUGAAGCCACACCAGCAAAUUUCACUGUUUGGCCACCUGUGAAUUGAGAGACUGCUUUUAUCUAGCAAUUGGGUGGAGUUUCUUAGAAUAAAAUAAAGAUGAGAAUAUAUUCUUUACUCAAGGUCUGAAAAACAGAUACUGUAGAUAGAAGGUACAAGGUCUGACUCAGCCUGUCAGUGUCCCUUUAAAUAUAGGUAAUCUCUACCCUUUCCCACUGCACCUGCCUAGGAAGGCUUAAAAGGGACUUAGAGGCUCUAAGAACAUAAUUAUCCUGUGGCACAUUCAGGGGAGAACAUGAAAGACUACAGGCACAGGGUGGGCCUGAAACCACCAUGGGCAACAUCUUUAAAGGCAGCUGUACCCGAUACAUCCAUGAUCAUUCAAUUCAGUUUCUACAUUCAGCAGCAGGUAAAUGUAGACCAAAUACUUUCAAGUUUAAUGCAGCAGUGACAUCUUCCUCCUCACCCAGGUCCUGCUGAGUGAUACAAACUUGAUAAGUGAAACAGUGGUGUGAAGAGUCCCUUUUUAUAGAAAAUCUUCUUGCUGAGAGAGUUCCUAUAGAGAGCCCAGUGCUUCUCCAAAGCGGAUUUUCUGUCCAGCUUUGAGGUUGAAUCUGAAGUCCUUGGGUGCCUCAAAGAUUAGUACGAUCGUAGAGCCUAAGUUAAAUUCCCCUAAAUGUUCCCCUUUCCUCAUGGGGAUUCCCUCCUUGUUGUUGUUGGAUAUGAAGCUGAAGUCAUUGUAGGAACCUUUAGAGUAACUUGGACUGUUUGUGUGCAAGUCCUGUACAGAGAAGGAAGAAGAGAAGGAUUUACUGCAGGAUUUCAGUGCUCUGUAUUCAUUCAUCACCACAGCUGUGGACUGUACAUACUCAGGCAUUUUCCAUGCAUGAACUCACAGUUCAAAGGUGCAACAGGAAUAUUUUAAAAAUUGUCUAUAUUGAAGACAACACUGUUUAAACCAGUCUUAGAGUAUCAGUACUGUGAAACACCCUAAUUUCAGGGUAAUAAAUUAUUUUUUUUUAAAUUUUGUUAUGCUGCACCAACCUCAACCAUUAACACCAGAAAGGUGCUGCUGUGAUCCUGCUCACCUGGUCAAAGUAGAUGCGGAUGGAGCCCACGUUUGUUGCUCCUACAGCUGUUAAUGAGAAGAAGCCAUGUUUCCAGUCACCUGUAAGGACAACCCGUUCAUUGUGGCAGAACAGUUCCUUGAUCCAGCGAGCAACUCCAGGAUUGACAGACAUCAGAGAACCUGAAGAAGUGAGAAAAUAUUCAGGUUAGCUUGUCUGGUUUGUAGCAAUAUUGUAAUGCCACUCAGAUGGUGUUUUCAGUGUUAACUGGAGCUGAUCCAGUAAACAACUGUCAGUUAUUUGUAGGAAGAGAGGCAAGUGCCAGGCAGAGCAAAUGAAAGACAAGUCUGUGCUGAAAACAAAGGGGUCACAGAAGGAUGCGUGUGGUGGGUCAGUCUCUCUCUCAUGGUGUUUGAAACCAAAUCCAAAUACUUAGGAUUUUGCUAGAUACCAAAAAGUAAAAUAUUUUUAUCUGCAAGAACAUCCAAUCCCAGCUCCAGUAGUGUAACUGUUCAGUUGCAUUUUCUUUGCCAAGCACAAACAGAGAUCAUACUUUAGGCUACUGUUUGGUGUGAUCUGCAGAACUAUCUAUAUUUCAGGUGCAGACUGAAUAAACAAUGUUUGGGAACAAAUCAGGUCAACGUGAAUCCAGGGGUACUUCAAAGAACUCAGAUGGAAUACAAUAUUGCUGUUUUCACCAUUUUUAUAUGAUAUGAUCUGGUAAACUAUACAGCUGCAAAACUCACACCUGUUUGAGACUAAUCACUUUUCUACCAUUGUAUAUCACGUUACUGUACAACUUCUGCACUGCUGUGUCUCAUUCUGCAGAAGCCCAUAGCAGUGCUUUCCUGCAUAGCUGCUCUGCAGCUGUUUCCCAGGAACAGAAACCAACCUGGGAAAUGCCGUCGGUGGGACACUGUCCAGUCGGUGGGCGAGUGGAAGCAGUGAUAAUCCCCUGGUGCAAGGUAAAUUACACAGUGGUAGAGCUCAUUCCCCUCCUUUGUGACCAGUUGUUUCUGAAAAGAGUUGUCAGGUGGGGCUGAAGAAAAAGCAGGGAAAGGAAGGGGUUAAAGAUAUUCCUCCUGAAGUCAUCUACAGUAGCCAGGCAGUCUAUGUUACAGCCAAUGCAAUAGUAGAGCAUUAAAUGCAGCCCACGUGGAUUGGUGAGACUACAAACAUAGGUUUCAUGCAGAAAUCCAAUAUUUCCAAAUGUUCCUUUCCCUUUACAAGAAAAUUAGAUGCUGGACUGUUUCAAUCACAGUGAAAAAUUUUCUUUUGGAGCUUGUCCUUCCCUAAGCAAAAUAGCAGAAACUGAAAUCCAGUACAACGGAAUUUUUAUUAAAGCUACCCUUUAAGAACAUAA